AUCUUCUGUGAGAAAGAGAGAAGGAACACUCGAGGAGUCGGGGUUAGGAGAUCGGAUCCAAUGGCCGCCACCAGGGUGUACAAGGUUAGGUUCGAGGAAGACUUGAUCACCACCACCGUAACGGCCUCCGGCGCGGACGUGGAGAGCUGGCUCGACGAGGUUCUCGCCGUCCACCGCCGCCGCCUGCACAAGCUCGUCGUCGGGCUGGACGUCGAGUGGCGUCCCAGCUUCAGCCGCGCGUACAGCAAAACAGCCAUCCUCCAGCUCUGCGUCGGGCGCCGCUGCCUCGUCUUCCAGAUACUCCGCGCCGGCUACGUCCCCAUCGCGCUGGCCGAGUUCCUCGGCGACGACUCCGGCUACACGUUCGUCGGCGUGGGCGUGGAGGCGGACGCCCAGCGGCUCUGCGACGACUACGGCCUGGAGGUGGGCCACACGGUGGACCUGGCGUACCUCGCGGCGGAGAAGAUGGAGCGCCGGGACCUCCGCAACGCGGGCCUCAAGGGCAUCGCGGCAGCUGUCAUGGACGCCCACGUCGAGAAGCCGCAGUCGGUGAGGAUUGGCCCCUGGGAUGCGUACGACCUCUCCGACGAGCAGGUGAAGUACGCCACCAUCGAUGCAUUCGUGUCCUUCGAGGUCGGCCGGAGGCUGCUCAACGGCGACUACUGAUCGAGUAGCUAUAGUCAGAUUAAGGCCAGGCGGCCGCCGCGCGAGUCCCGCGAACAUGCAGUGCUUAUGUUCCGUCAUCAUGUUCUAGUAGAUUGCUUCGUAGUGCAUUAGAUGUUCCCUCAUCAUGCUUUUGGAUUAGUAGAACUAUUAGAUGUUCUCUCUUAAUCGCUGUUACUAUAGGUUUUUAGUGUAACAAAAAAGAACAGGUUUUAGGGGUUUCGGGCCUCCUGGGAUGGAAGAAUAACCAACCAGACAAUCUUGGUGGUGGAGUUGUGGAUGAAUAUAUCGAACUAUAUUAUGAACUUAUGAUGCCUGG
Sorghum bicolor (sorghum) is the source of this 982-nucleotide messenger RNA. Its product is annotated as Werner Syndrome-like exonuclease. The record is from RefSeq and is a predicted model, not a curated record. Bases 61 to 666 code for a protein of 201 amino acids. Lineage: Eukaryota; Viridiplantae; Streptophyta; Magnoliopsida; Poales; Poaceae. Gene Ontology annotation, molecular function: nucleic acid binding; 3'-5' exonuclease activity. Gene Ontology annotation, biological process: nucleobase-containing compound metabolic process. The transcript has a single exon. Gene Ontology annotation, cellular component: cytoplasm; nucleus.